AUGGAUGGCUCCAUCCCUCCGUCGUCCGCUAUUUCUCCCAUUUCUCCCUCGCCAUCCACUUCCUCAUCCAUCUUUCGCCCCCGCAGAUCCGAGGACUGGCACGAGUACCGUCCGAUCAUCGAGCAACUCUAUCGUGACAAUCAAUUAAAGCUCAGAGAUGUCAAGAGAAUCAUGGAGCGUGAUUAUAAGUUUCAUGCAUCAGAGAAACAAUACAAAGACCGGCUGGCAGCCUGGCAUGUUCGGAAGAAUAUAAAAGCCAAAGAAGUUCAUGUGAUGAUUCGAAAACAACAAAAACGAGCUGCCCGGGGAAAACAGACUGGCUUUCGUGUCGCCGGUCAAGAAGUGGAUUCGAAACGUAUCGCUCGUUUCGUCCGUAGAUACGGUACUCACUGGGAUAACAAAGGUCGCGCCGAGUCUCAGUCCCAAUCUCCCCCUCAACUUCAACCUCAGUCUCAACCUGAAACCCAACCGCUGAACCAUCGGUCAAGCCCAGAGCCUGGUAGGUUGCUUCCAUGUGAUCACGUAUCUGUUGCAUCAGCUGUUCAUACAGAGCUAGAUACUCCGUCCGAUAUGAGUUGCUAUACGCCCGAGCCCGAUGCUAGAGAUAGAAGCUCGACUUUGUCUCCUCGACCAGAGACGAUGUCACCUCGCAGUGAGAUGACCCCAUCCUUUCCACUAGCCUGUACAACUCAUGGAAGCUUUGUCAAGCACUAUGAGUCUUGGCUGGAAAAAGAAACUUUGGUUAAUCAGAGCGCAGGUCACGAUAAGCUUAAGAUAGAACAAACUCCUGCUUCAGAGGUUGAUGAUAGCCAGUCUUUGCCGACAACAACUUAUAGCCCCAGCUUACCAAACGACACACCUAAAACCACGAAUGAUGUAUCAUGGAAGGAUCUUGAUUCCUUUCAGAAUCGUCUUCUCGCUCUCCACGACACUCUUGAGGCCUCGAUGGCCGGAUUUAUAUACCCUAAUGAAGAAGAAAACCGCACCCCCCUUUUAUGA
Aspergillus bombycis is the source of this 999-nucleotide messenger RNA. RefSeq names its product Clr5 domain-containing protein. The record is from RefSeq and is a predicted model, not a curated record. The coding region runs from base 1 to 999 and encodes 332 amino acids. The transcript has 2 exons. Lineage: Eukaryota; Fungi; Ascomycota; Eurotiomycetes; Eurotiales; Aspergillaceae.